This is a messenger RNA of Nerophis lumbriciformis (worm pipefish), 738 nucleotides long. Lineage: Eukaryota; Metazoa; Chordata; Actinopteri; Syngnathiformes; Syngnathidae. The record is from RefSeq and is a predicted model, not a curated record.
AUGUUCCCUCUACCCAUGUUCACCGCCGAACAGGUGGCCCGCGUAUGCGAGAACCUGGAGGAGACCGGCGACAUCGAGCGCCUGGGUCGCUUUCUCUGGUCCCUACCGGCCGGGGAGGCCCUGAACCGCCACGAGUCGGUAAUGCGCGCCCGAGCCCUGGUCGCCUUCCACGGAGGCAACUUCGAGGCGCUCUACCAGAUCUUGCAGAGUCACCGCUUCACGCGGGAGUCCCACGCUAAGCUGCAGGACCUGUGGUUGGACGCGCACUACCGGGAGGCCGAGAGACUUCGGGGACGACCGUUGGGCCCCGUGGAGAAGUACCGCAUUCGCAAGAAGUUCCCUUUGCCCCGAACUAUCUGGGAUGGCGAGCAGAAGACUCACUGCUUUAAGGAGAGGACUCGCAGUUUGCUCAGGGAGUGGUACCUCCAAGAUCCUUACCCCAACCCGUCCAGGAAAAGGCACCUGGCCCAGGCGACGGGACUCACGCCCACCCAAGUGGGCAACUGGUUCAAGAACCGCCGGCAACGAGACCGGGCGGCGUCUGCCAAGAACAGACUGCAACAGGACCCUUCCCUUCUAACCUCGGAUCAGGAGGGCCGCUCCCGCUCGUUGGCGCCCUCGCCCCGCCUCUUGAGGAGUCCCGAGGCUAGCGACUCCAGCACGGGGACCGAGCGCGGAGGGACCGGUGCCUCCACGCCGGAGAUCUCUGUCAGCAGCGAUAGCGAAUUCGAGUCCUGA